This is a messenger RNA of Puccinia graminis f. sp. tritici CRL 75-36-700-3, 2324 nucleotides long. RefSeq lists its product as uncharacterized. The coding region runs from base 138 to 2321 and encodes 727 amino acids. The transcript is spliced from 5 exons. The record is from RefSeq and is a predicted model, not a curated record. Lineage: Eukaryota; Fungi; Basidiomycota; Pucciniomycetes; Pucciniales; Pucciniaceae.
GAGAACUCUGGCACUCGACCACUUCAAACUUCAAGCUAUCGAAACUCAAAAAGUUAAAAGAACUGACUCAUAAACACCAGUAACAGAAGCAACAAAGGGAUAGGGAAGUCACCCAACAGAAGAAGAAGGCCUUCUGGAUGGCCGAGAAACGAAGACAACGGUCAGCCGAAUCAGAGGAGACUGAGACUCAACAGAAGCAAGUCAGCAAACGAGUCAAGAACAACAACCACAACAACAACAACACCACCACCACCAUGAACAACAGUCGCCCACAGCAUAAUCAAAGGAUGGCUCAGGCUGCACUGGCUCGGAUCAAGAAACUCGAACCCAAUCAGAAAACAAUAACAACCACCAAUAUCACCAACUCGACUAACACCCCUGCCUCUGCCUCAUCCUCACCUCAGUCAUCCUCUUCCUCGAGUCAGACCAUCAACCCCACCAACACUCAAGAUAACAAUCCCAGUCAACCUACCAGUCUCGAUAACCAUCCAAUCCACCCCACUGCUUCUUCAGAUCUCCACCAACAGAUCAAGAACUUGAAAGACCAGAUCGAAAACAUCAAUAAAACCGUAUCGACCUAUAAAGACGUCGUCGAGAAUCAAACAAACCUAAUCGAUUCUAUCAAAUCCAGUCUCUCGUGUAACAUCUGUCUUGAAGUUCUUGACUCGCCAUACGCUCUUCUUUGCGGACAUAUCUUUUGCCACAAGGAUUUAUAUGCUUGGUUUCACAGGACUAAUCCCGCUUCUGAUCGAUAUGACUCUGAUUCACACGACACGGAAGAUGAUGAUGAUGAUGAUGAUAGUGAUAGUGAUUCUGCAAUCCGAUUCGGCCAUCAUCUCCAAGAAGUAAGAGUGGUCGCUCAUGUGUCGAGUGACUCAGAAUUCAAUGGAUUCGAAAUGAAUCGACCCGGGCCUUCAAACCGAGGAGCGGCAAAUGGUGCUAAUAUUCCCCAACAGGCCAAUCUGGCCGGCUUGAUGAAUGAGGCUGACCCCGGACGAAAUGCCCAUCGAACAACCUUACGACCGGUCUCUCUUCAGAGACGGAGGAGAAACUUGAUCUGCCCUCAAUGCAGAGCGGCAGUGCUCCGACGACCGAUGCCACUAUAUGCAGUCAAGGAAGCUGCAGAUAAACUCAAGACGACCGGCACGCCUGUUCCGUCAUCCUCGUGUCCAACGGGCUCGUUCAGGAACUUAGUUGAACAACAUCGGGACGAAAGAGAUCUCACCUGGGGACACCUCUUUGAAGCGAAUAACAAUCAGGAUCACCAUCUUUCUAACGUCAGACGCGACCCGGAUGAGGGUCGUCACGUCGUCGUCGAUCUCGAAGACGGAGUCAGGCGUUGUGGUCGAUGUGCUUGGGAAAUAGGCAACAGCGGCAUUUGUGAAGGAUGCGGGGCAAGGUACGCUUCAUUAGACACGGAUGACUCAGAUGAUGAAAGCUUCCAGGCGCCUAUCGAUAGUGAAGACAUGGGAACAAACUACGAAAGCGAAGAAGAACGAGACGAAGAGGAAGAUGAAGAGAUGGAGAACCAAGCGGCGUAUUUCUGGAGUCGACCCAUGGGCCGGGUUCUCCCGGUGGAUUCGGGGUCCGACGAUGGGGCUUCGAUGGCACGACUGGUGAGCGGGAGAGGAGAUAGUGAUGAUGAUAGCUCGGACGUCCAAGUAGUCCGACGACGACGACAUGUGUUUCCGGAGAGUGAUAGUGAUGUGGAGGCCCAACCGAGUGCGGCGGCGCGUCGACGGGUGGCCGAGGAGCAGCCGCGUCGACCGUCUUCGAUCAAUGAGAUCUUCUCAUCCUCCCCUCGCUCAGACCGACCCCACUACUCCCCCUCAAACAACAACAACAACGAUGAUGAUGAUGAUGAUCGGUCGAUGACAGGUUCGACCGACGAAGAACAUUUUUCAGCUCCGCCUCGUCGCUCUACCUAUCGCACUGGCAUCGCCAUCGCACACGGUCGGGUCAUCUCCUCGGAUGAAGGAUAUUCUAGCACUGCUUCCGAACACGGAACCCCUGUCCAUCGCUCAUCUACCAUCAGCACUGCUUCUUCUGAAAACGAUACCUCUAUUCAUCGUUCCGUUUCGACCCCCGAAAUCAGCAGCGAUCUCUCCGAAACCCGGUCCGAUGAUCACGUCUCCCAGAGCAGCACAGACCCCGGAAAAUCGGAUGAUGAUGAUGAUGAUGACAAUCAGAGUGCUAGGUCUAGCCUUUUAUCAUCAUCCGAUCAUCACUUCAAUAGCGAUGAUGAUGAUGAUCAAGACGACGAUGAUCAUGGCAAUAAUGGUGAUGAUCCUCUGUCUGAUUCCGAUUCUGACUCUUUUUAAUCA